CGAUGUCAAAUAUCGUCUUUGGAGCGUGACUUGUGCGGGUGACGAACUUGGGUGAUGAACUUGGCACUGGAGAAAUGCUUGCAAUCAGCAAAAUCAAGCGACGAUGCCAUGUGCAGACGACUAUGGUGUGAGGUCAUGGGUCAGCUUAUAAGCCAAGGGGCCAAGCAAGAGCAGAGCCAAAGAGAAAGCAGCUGCCAAGAUGAAGCCAUCCACUCCAGUCGCAGCCAUUCCGCUAAUGACGAUAGUGGUCGCUGUCCUGCUGCAGACGCACUGCGUCCGUGGCCAGACCCAGGCUUUCGAUCUCGCCAAGCUGCUGCCCAAGACCGGAACGGAGCCCAUCUGGGCGGUAAUCGAUCGCAACUUGCCGCAGGUGCAGGAGCUGGUCACCGCGGCCAGGAUGGAGUGCAUCCAGAAGCUGCAGCUGCCCAGGGACCAGCGACCGCUGGGGAAGGUGACCAAUCCAAGUGAGAAGGAGAAGUGCCUGGUGGAGUGCGUGCUCAAGAAGAUCAAGUUGAUGGACGCCGACAACAAGCUGAACGUUGGCCAGGUGGAGAAGCUGACCAGCCUGGUGACCCAGGACAACAAGAUGGCCAUCGCCGUUAGCUCCAGCAUGGCGCAGGCCUGCAGCCGCGGCAUCUCCUCGAAGAACCCCUGCGAGGUGGCCCACCUCUUCAACCAGUGCAUCAGUCGCCAGCUGGAGCGCAACAACGUAAAGCUGGUCUGGUAGAGGACAUCUCCGCGCCAUGGACACCACCACCAACUACCACUUGAGAUCUUAACUACGAGUAGAAAGAAGGUGUCUCGCAUAUUUUGGCCAUAAUCUUAGCUACAAUGAUUUCUCAGAUAAUUUUAACCGAAAAUGCACAAUCUAUUAGGCAAUAUAAUUAUAUAUUAAAUACUAGUUAUACGAUUUUCUAGUACUAGAUCAAGUUUUAGUUGCUCACUCGCAAUUGAUUUGAAUAAAUCUAUAUAUACAGU
This is a messenger RNA of Drosophila melanogaster (fruit fly), 978 nucleotides long. It is a transcript of the gene Obp19c, whose product is annotated as Odorant-binding protein 19c. The record is from RefSeq and is marked reviewed. NCBI's taxonomy places the organism in Eukaryota, Metazoa, Arthropoda, Insecta, Diptera, Drosophilidae. Gene Ontology annotation, molecular function: odorant binding. The coding region runs from base 200 to 727 and encodes 175 amino acids. The transcript is spliced from 2 exons. Gene Ontology annotation, cellular component: extracellular region.